UAAACUACGCAUUUUACGAUUCACUAUUCGAACCGCAAAACCCUACUUCCUAUCUAAAUAACAUAAUUAUACGAAUUACUGAAGACAAACUUUCUUUUUAAUCCGGCAAACCUGUUUCCAGUCACAAAAACAACCGAAAUAUAAGAAAACCGGAACUAAAAUAACCCGAUAGAUAUUAAUGUCCGAACCCCACAUUAAUCGCGGAAAAAUUGUGGGUACCGGUGAUGAUAGACCGUUACAAUAAACUCUUUCUUUCUCCAAGAUGUUACUUUAGACCUAAUUCAAGUUCAUAGUUCUCAUUUCCCGAAUUAAAUUCUAAUAAAAUGAAAUAAUAGCUUUAACUGUUAAACCGGUUAAUGCAAACAACUAAAUCGCAAGCCAACCUCAGAAUGAUCUUGAUCACGGCCAAGAACAGUGUUACUUCGCAAUAUAGGCGACAAAAUGAAAAAUAAUAUUUUAUUUUUAAUAUUUUUUUAUUUCUUACAUAAUAGUUCAAGUUCUGUAUAUAAUUAUGAAGAAUAUGUGACUGUUGAGGAAGAAGAGUAUGCGGUGCCAAGAGAAUGCAGAGGUUACUGUGACGAAAAUGGGUUUAGGGAGAAAAGGUCAGGAUCACAAGUCAAGAGUCAUGUCUUGGAAGCAAUGAUGAGCACCAAAGUGUUACCUUUGAAAAAGGAUGAACCUGAUAUAUUUGCAUUUUUUAGAGACCAGUACGAAUUGCCUAAAGGUUUCAAAGGACCUCUAUCGGAAUACGACUUCAUAAUCGUGGGAGCAGGAUCAGCUGGGAGCGUGUUGGCUUCUCGUCUCACGGAAGAUAAGAAGACUACUGUACUCCUGAUAGAAGCUGGUCGUGGAGAGUCAUUGAUAACGGACGUACCAAUUCUGGCACCGGUGCUCCAACAAACUAAUUAUGUUUGGCCUUACCUCAUGGAAUACCAGCCAGGAGUUUGCACAGGGAUGGUUGAUGGAAAGUGCUUCUGGCCGAGAGGUAAAGCGGUGGGUGGAACAAGCGUGGUCAACUACAUGAUCUACACCAGAGGUAUGCAGGAGGAUUGGGACAGGAUCGCAGCAGCCGGCAACUAUGGAUGGUCAUAUAACGAUGUUAUACCGUACUACAUAAAAUCAGAACGGGCAGAUCUGAAAGGACUUAGAAACUCGCCGUGGCAUGGACGAGACGGUGAACUCUCCGUGGAAGACAUCCCAUUCAGAUCUAAACUAUCUAAAGCCUUUCUGGACGCAGCGAAAUUAUACGGUCAUCGCAGAGUAGACUACAACAGCCCAGACGCAUUUGGAUUCAAUUAUAUUCAAGCAACGCUUACCAGAGGGCAGAGGGCCAGCAGUGCCAAAGCAUUUCUACAUAAGAACAAAAAGAGGAAGAAUCUACACAUCUUAGUAUCCAGCAGAGCAACUAAAGUUAUUAUAGAUCCCGUCAAUAAACAAGCGGUUGGUGUUGAAUUCCAUAAAAAUGGACGAGUGUACCAAAUCAGAGCCAACAAGGAAGUAAUACUGUCAGCAGGUCCUAUUGAAUCACCACAUUUACUAAUGCUUUCUGGCAUAGGACCAAGAAAACAACUGCAAUCUUUUGGAAUACCCGUAAUACAAGAUCUGAAAGUGGGUGAAUCACUAUAUGAUCACAUUUCCUUCCCGGCUUUAGCAUUUACUUUGAAUCAGACGAGAUUAACACUUGUCGAGAAGAAAAUUGCUACAAUACAGAAUACACUCCAGUACGAUCAAUAUGGUGAUGGUCCCAUGUCUUCUUUAGCCGGGGUCGAAACUAUUGGAUACAUAAAAACGAAUAUAUCUAAUGAAAUUGGCGACUAUCCAGACAUUGAAUUGUUAGGAUCCUGUGCAUCUUUAGCUUCUGAUGAAGGAACUAUUGUAGCCAAAGGUAUACGUAUGGCCGAUUGGCUUUACAAUGAUGUCUACAAACCAAUAGAAAACGUUGAAAGUUUUACUGUCCUAUUUAUGUUACUGCAUCCUAAAUCAAAAGGUUAUUUGAAGUUGCAAUCGGCAGAUCCUUACCAACAACCUGCUCUAUAUGGUAAUUACCUAACACAUCAACAAGACGUAGACACAAUGAUAGCUGCAAUAAGGUAUAUCAUCAAACUCGUGGAUACACCGCCAUUCAAGAAAUACGGAGCAACAUUGCACAAGAAGAAAUUCCCGAACUGUAAGCAACAUGAGUUUGGAAGCGAUAGUUAUUGGGAGUGCGCUGUAAGGACAGUGACUGCGACUUUGCAUCAUCAAAUAACGACGUGUAAGAUGGGUCCUCCUACGGAUCCUGAGGCGGUGGUAGACCCAGAACUGAGAGUGUACGGAGUCAGUAAUCUACGAGUCGUUGACAGCAGUAUUAUACCGAGGACGAUAGUUGCUCACACAAACGCACCAGCCAUUAUGAUUGGAGAAAAAGGUGCUGACAUGAUUAAGAGGACUUGGAAGUUAUUCUGAAUAAAAAAGAUUUAAAGUUUUUCGGGGACUGAAACUAGUUAAUACGGAGAUCCAUGCUCCAUAUGCAUCCAGGCAAAGCCACCGAUAGGAUAUGUAUGAAUUCAUUCACAAGAACGAAUUGAGAAAUAUCUUUAGGAUUUAGACAUAACCUGGUAUCGAGGUUAUUUAGAAUAAUUUAAAUAUGCUCUUAAGAAACGUAGGUAUUAUUUAUUAAAUAAAAACAAAAUUAAAUUAAAUAUGUGAAUUAUUUGACUUCUUUGUAUGUCUAGUCGUUGUAAGUGCUACUGUCAAAGACACCUCGCAAAGUUUCACAAUUUUACGUUUAAUAAUUAGAUAUGUAGUAGUAGUCUAAGCAGCAAACGUCGCAGGACAGGUUUUUAUAUACGGUGCUGUAGAUAAGGAAAACUCCGACAUAAAUGGAUUAUUAGCAGACAUCAUCAGGAAGAAACUAUGACAAGGAAAAUAUUGUAAUAAAUGAUUCAACUGAGACAAAUA
Molecule: messenger RNA, 2940 nt
Organism: Spodoptera litura
Lineage: Eukaryota; Metazoa; Arthropoda; Insecta; Lepidoptera; Noctuidae
Product: glucose dehydrogenase [FAD, quinone]
Molecular function (GO): oxidoreductase activity, acting on CH-OH group of donors; flavin adenine dinucleotide binding
Source: RefSeq, a predicted model, not a curated record